AUGUGUUUGCCAGACCCUUACGAGGAGAAAUUUGCACGAAGCGGAAUUUCUAAUGACACCCUUAUUCAAACAAACACAACGAUAAAUGAAACAACAACUUUUCCCGCCAAUUCCACUUUGAUCCCCGAAACCACUACUGCUCCGACUGUAGUUCCUCCACAAGAAUGGUACUGCGACGACUUAGGUUACAACACUUGCAUCCGCCUCAUGCACACAAAGAAGAAAAAUUUUUUCGCAGGACUGGACUGUGCACGGCAAGAAUCACAGCUUUUGAGAAUUUAUGACGAGCGAUAUUUGGAUUUUAUUCUCGAUAUUCGGGAGAAAGUCGGCGCUGGGGAUGAGAAAAAGAUAGAGGAGCUUUCAGAAAUGUGGGUUUUUUACCAUGAUAUGACAGAAGAAGUGAAUAUUGACGAAAAUGGAGACAUAAAGGCAAUGGAUCAGUGGGUUAAACCCUUAACUCCAGAAUUCUUUCAAAAACUCAGCGCCGGGAGAAAAAAACGUGGUGCCUCGGAAGCAGUUCCUUUUGGAAGCUUGAAUUAUGACGAGCGAUUUGAAACUUGGGACGAUCUUGAAGGCAACUGGGCAGAAGACCAGCCGAAUAAUAACGGAAAUCAGGACUGUGUGUACCUUGAUGCUGAUGGAAAAUACAACGAUUUCUGGUGCGAUACGAAGGAGUUACUGUAUUUUUGCCAGAAACGACCGGGGGACUUUCAUCACAUCUAUCACCAGAAAUUCCCAGACGCAUUCGAUGUCGAAGUCCUGAACAACAUGAAAUAUUGCAACGAAAAAACCUGCAAAUUCUUCGCCAAAGGAAACGACACGAACAACGCUAGAACAGGCGAAUUCAAAGACGCCGAAAGCUGGCUCAACUUCGAGCCUCUGAACGAGAUCAUCUCGCGACCGUAUUACUUCAAACUCGCGUAUGGCAGUGGCGAUUUCAUCACGUGGUCGCAGCUUCAAAAUCCGCUGGAAAUCGAGGACGAUGCAGAAAUCACGCCGUCGGAUUUGACGUUUUACCCGAAAAACGGAGUCCAGGAGUUCGGGAAAGGCUUCAGAACUUGCGACGGGAUCUUUUUCUCUGGCCUCCGAAGAAGUUCAAAAGAAGGCGUGUUUCUCGACGGGACGGAGGGCGAAAAGAGUUUCUACCAAAUAGGAAUGGAUAAAGAAGCGAUUAUUCUAGACCCGAUGACGACAAGGCCGCUCGGUUUUGCUCACGUGUUCACUUUUCCGAUGCACGAGCCGAGGUACAUCAUCAACCCAGACGACGAAAUCGGGUACGAAGAAUGCUGGGAUCGGAAUAAAAUUAGAAAUGAGCUCAAAAGAGCCGGCGCUGCUACCGGUAGUCGAAAUUAUACCCGAUUCUCAAGAUUGUUCCGCCAUCCUGGUUACAGAAGCGACAUGAAUCCAAUUCAAAGCGUGGAUCUCUUUGUUAGCGAGUCUCCUUUUCCAAGUCAUGGUUCUCUUCAUUGCCACAGUCUUUUUUCUCUUUCAGAGCACUCAGUAUCGGUCGAUCAUGGGUACCAAUGCCUCAAGCCGAAACCAUUCACGACGCCAAAGUUCACUUCCUCAACUCUAGCGCCGAAGACGGAAGAAAUCGCAGAUCGAGUGGCCGAUGUUGUUUCUAAGAAAGCCUCAACUGCCUCUGCUGGAGGAGGGAUCGCGGGAGCAGCUGUUGGGACACUUGCCUUGCAGUUUUUGCCGAAGCUAUAUGAUCCCGCGAAGAAGCAAUUCAAGAAAGCUAAAGAUUGGCCAAGGGGUUCAUAA
Molecule: messenger RNA, 1764 nt
Organism: Oikopleura dioica
Lineage: Eukaryota; Metazoa; Chordata; Appendicularia; Copelata; Oikopleuridae
Source: the annotation of a GenBank genome assembly